Messenger RNA from Punica granatum (pomegranate), 3191 nucleotides. The record is from RefSeq and is a predicted model, not a curated record. Lineage: Eukaryota; Viridiplantae; Streptophyta; Magnoliopsida; Myrtales; Lythraceae.
CUUACACCGGAAAGGAUACACGCAGAAGAACUGCGGAAGGAUUUGGGUUUUCCCAAAUGGUGAGUUGCCAUGGCUUGCUUGCCCUUGUCAGUUUUUCCGUGAGCCCUAAUCUAUGAAAUUCCAAGGAACUUACAGAUUUUGUUUGUUCGGGGAAGACAAAAGUUCUUAGAUAUGAUUGUGGGAACAAACGUUUGGAAUUAAAGGAGACCAGCCAAUGAGAUCUCUGGUGAGAUAAAACAAACAACAGGGGAUGAAGAACCUCCUGAGAGACCUAGGCUCGGUCCACAUUCGAUAUCUCUGCUUGUUUGUCCUUGUUUCUCCAAUGUUCCUUCUCUACAAGCUUUAUCUUAUGAGAUUAUGACCUGAACAGACGGAAACCGUGUAAAAGCAGCACCUUGAAAGACGGAAAGUGGGAGGCAUUGUUUCAUUAGUUUAUGUUGUGACCAUUCGAGUCAUCGCAAACCGAAGCUACAUCUACCAAACAAAAGACAAUCUGCAGAUUCAUUUCUCACCAUUUUUAGACACCAGACAGAGCAAAAAGGACAGACUGUGCCUCCCAGACAGAGACAUUGUUUAAGGACGUUGCUGCAAAAUGUGAUGUCAAUGGAAGCAGAGAGAGAGAGAGGCCCUAGUCAAAUUCCACUGUAUUAAAGAGAAUUUGAGGCCUGAAUGCGAGGAUAUUCAAAUGGAAUAUGCUUCCCAAUCUUCGUAUUGAAUUAUAUUUUCCUUGGAUUUACCACCACCGAGUUAUGCAAACAUCAUCUUAGUUGUACUUCUAGUAAAACUAAUUUUCGAAUAAAACUCAGAAAGGAGUGCCUAUUUCGAUUAUCAUGUGAAGCUGCGGACAGAAAAACUUCAUAUUGAGCAACUCUUUCCUUGGAUGUACCACCACUGAAUCAGCGUAAAUUUGUACUUUUACUGGAACGAAUUUUCGACAAACACUCGAGAGGAGAACUUGUUUCCAUUAUCAUCUGAAGCAGCGGGUAGAGUUCACUUCUUAGUUGCAUUCUGCAGACUAGUAAAGAGUUCGGAGGAUCAGGCUAUUGGCUCAGUCACAGAGAGAUAAUGCCUUCAGAAGCUGAGAGGGUAUUGGUGAUCGAGGACGUUUCCAAGAAUGCUAACCUAAGUGCUAUAAGAUGGGUUUUACGAAACAUUUCCUUUCAACCAGGAAACCAGCUUAUGCUCCUCGGGGUUGUGCACAAGAUCUACAACCCAAUGGGAUAUCGGAGCAGAGUGGACCCCGAUUCAUUCUCUGGAGCGAACAAGAAAGUUGUUGCUGAGACGAUUGCAUCGAAGAAGGAAGUUUACUUAUACAAUCGGGAAAUCGAAAGAUUUUCUGACAAGUGCAAAACCACUAAGGUUGUUUUCCACAUAGAUGUGCAAGCCGGAGCUUCUCCAAAGGAACUUGCUGUAAAAGCUGCCCAAACUUUCAGGGCUACAUGGGUAAUCAUUGACAAGCAUAUGAUGAAGGAGAAGGCCUACAUCGUGGAACAACUUGCUUGUCGGAUAUCAGCAAUAAAACACAAUAACACAAUCCAUGAUUUGCAUUGCCCAAAAGCAGUCAAUCCACAGAGACAAACUACGAAGAUAAACACAGGUCAGAAUGGAAGAAGUCAGAGUGAGGAAUUUGAAUCUUGUUCAGUCUGCAAGAAUAAGCGUCCAAAGAUUGGUUGGAAGAGGGAGUUCACCAUUGCAGAGCUCCAAAUCUCAACAGAAGGAUUUUCCCGUAAGAAUUUAGUAUCAGAAAAUGGUUUCUGUUUCAUGUACAGAGGAAUGCUGAGUGGGCUGGAGGUUGCCGUUCACAAAAUCAAGAACACGAGUUUCAGUGCAGAAGAGGAAUUCUUGUCCAAAAUUACAGAAGUAAGCAGAGUCCGACAUGAGAAUUUGGUCACGCUGUGGGGAGUUUGCUCUGAAGGAAGCAACAUGCUGCUUGUUUAUGAGCAUAUCUGCAAUGGCUCAUUGGAGCAACAUCUAUCAAAGAACCACCAUAGACCUCUGAGUUGGGACAGGAGAAUGAAGAUAGCAAUUGGAGCCUCCAGAGGCUUAAAGUAUCUGCACCAAAAUGCCAUCAUCCACGGAAACCUGAGACUUGACAAUAUCUUCAUUACUCAUGAUUACGAGCCACUGGUAGGAGAGUUUGGCCUUCCUAUAAUUGAACACGACGACUCCGACCUCUCAUCCGAGACGAGAUUAGGUAAUGGUGCUUACUACACCCCAGAAUAUGUGGAAUUUGGCAAAAUAUCAGCCAAGACGGACUGUUAUUGCUUUGGAGUCGUGUUGUUACAGCUGAUCACGGGUUUGAGGACAACAGACCCGAUACUUGGGGGAAAGAGUCUUGUAGCAUGGGCGAGGCCUCUUCUAAGGGACAAAAACUACCCCGGCUUACUUGAUCGGAGGAUAGGAGACUCCUACAAUGUCCACCAGCUCUUCUGGAUGGUCAGAGUAGCAGAAAAAUGUCUCUGCAGGAAUCCUCGUAACAGAAUGACUAUGGACAAGGCAGUUUAUACAUUAACCUGCAUGAUGAAAGGCAACACGGUUCCCGUCAUCAGGACCUUCUCCCCAGCACUUUCGGAAUCCCUCAGCAGCAGCAUCAUGGACUCCUCGGGAUCAGCAUGUGAUGACAGAAGCUCCAGUACUCAGGACCAAGCACCUUCAAUGCGAAGCAUGGACAACGUGACUAGAAAGCUUCCUCCUUCAACUCUCAGCGAACAAGCUUCUUCUUCAAGAUCAGUCCCUAGCAGAAAGACAUUUAAGAGCAAACCUGCAUUAGUGGGGCAGAGAGCUCGUUGAACAGUUGCAAAGCAUUUGUCUACGUUUUCUGCUCUGAGUAUUUCACGUUUGUGCUCUUCCUUUUUCUCUUCAUUCUCAAGCAGUGUCAUUUUUCUGUUGGAAAUAGAAUGGCGAUAUAAACAUAUCCUUUCUGUGAACCAAAGCCCCGAGUUUUUCCAUACUGUACAUUGGCACUGCACCUGGUCGAUUUCAGAUUUUGCAACAUGAAUCAUCUGCAGAAACUCUGGUGAAAUUUUUUGCCUUUAAUGCAUUUUAUUUGUUACCGAAACAAACAAUAAGCGGGGUUUCAAGAUGUGCGUGAUGGGUAAUAAUACAGAGCAAUUUUAUAUAAGAAAAGCAGGGGAAAAAGAAAAUAGAGGGGAUGAGGAUGACAAUAAAGACAAUUGCCAAUGAGCAGAUAU